Molecule: messenger RNA, 979 nt
Organism: Mizuhopecten yessoensis (Yesso scallop)
Lineage: Eukaryota; Metazoa; Mollusca; Bivalvia; Pectinida; Pectinidae
Exons: 3
Biological process (GO): regulation of apoptotic process
Source: RefSeq, a predicted model, not a curated record
AAACAUGAAUGAGGCUGAGAAGUUUGCGAUCAACCGACUGCUGAAGGAUUUGGAGCGAGCCUUGCCUCUCACACAGUCAUUCCUCAGACAUUUCGUAGACAAAAACAUACUGAACCUUGACGAUAAGAAUAACAUCGUGAAACAAAACAAGCAGUAUGACCAGGUCCGGAAAUUCCUGACAUACAUUCAAAAGGUCCCUGGGGCUUUCCUGGACCUAGUGGAGAUCUUGAAAAAGGAUAGAAACUGUCAUUACAUUGCUUGCCAGCUCGUCGACAUCAAGAAAAAACGUGAACGUCACUUAUCAGAUCAAAGACAAAAGAAGCAGAAGAGACAACACAUGAAAGCUCGGGACAUGUUGUCACAUCAAAUCAGCAGUCGCUUAGCAAUGGUUGUCAACGGCACCAAAAUUCCAGGCAUUGAAGUUCUUCCAUUUGCUGUGCAAGUUAACGAACAUGGAAAAUUGAUAGACAUAUUAGAAUCUAUGAAAAAAGAUCUUGAAUAUCACGAAGGACCAAGUGAACAUCUCUCACUUCCACAGUUAUUUGAGAGAAAAUCACGUCUACUUGAGAAACGUGCCAAUGAGGAAGUACAGCGUACAGCAAAAGCUCAAAAAGAGGCUAUGGGAUACAAGACUAAAUGUGAAGAAUUGAAACAGGAAAAUGAUAGACAAAAGGUUGAACUUGCUAAGGAGAAGGAGAACAUGAAACUGUGGCAAAAUCGAAGUCGUGAGGAGGCCAAGGCAGAAAGUGAUGCAAGAAUUCAGAAAAUCAAGGAAGAAAAUACGAAAAAGCAGAAAAAGGAAAAAGAACAAUGGGAAGAGAUGAGAUCCAACCUCAGUCCCAAAGUCAGCAGGACUAUGCUGAAAACAGACCAUGCUCCAACGAAAGUUCAUUCGACUCCUCAAAUCAAUCAACAGCCUCUGAUAUUAACCUUCAGGGCAAAGGUACCGGUGAACAGAAACCAACUUAUGUCUUUGUGA